AUGAACGCAGAGACAAUAACAUCUUCAGAUCUGAGCUUUAAUUCACCCACAGAUGCAGAGUGUGAUGUGUGCACUGGAAGAAAGCGGAAAGCUGAGCAGUUCUGUUUGGAGUGUGGAUCUUUAUAUUGUGAAAGCCAUUUAGACAUGCAUAACAUUGUACAUGUAGGAAAGCGACACAAGCUGGUGGAGCCCACCAAAAGCUUGAAUGAAUGCAUCUGCCCUAAGCAUGACAAACUGAUGGAAGUUUUCUGCCGCACAGAUCAGCAAUGUAUUUGUCACCUGUGCAUUUUAGAUCAACACAAGGCUCAUGACGUUGUUUCCGUUAGGCAAGAGGUAGCAGAAGUGCAGUUCAAGCAUGGUGAAAUACAGAGAGAGAUUACUGACAAGAUUCAGACCAAAGAGAAGGAAGUGCAAAAACUUGAGCUGGCAGUCAAGUCUUUUAAGACAUCUGCAAAAGAGGCAGUGGAGACGAAUGCAAGAGUGUUUACAGACAUGAUUCACUUGAUAGAAAAGAAGCGGGAUAUGGUGCAGGGGCUGAUAUUUGCUCAGGAGGAAACUGCUGAGAAAAAGGCUAUGGCUUUUUUAGAGAGACUGAAAACGGAAAUAACUGACCUAAAAAGGAGAGAUGCUGAACUACAACGACUGGAAAAACUUUCUCAAAUAAACAUGGAUGUAAAUUUUCUACAGGGGGUUUUAUCCAUACCCAGUCUUGCAGUGUCCUUGCCUUCCCCCACUGUGUACUUUGUUCAUCCAUACUGUUCAUUUCAGUUUGCCACUGAAGCUGUGUCAGAGCUUAUAAAACAGCUAGAUGAAGCUUGUGGGCUGUGCCUUACCAAAAUUACUCACAGAGUUAAAGAAAUUUUGGAUUCAACUUUUCCCAAACUGCGUGAAGAUCUUUUACAAUAUGCAUCCAAGCUCACACUGAACCUUAACACAGCCCAUCCAACUCUCCGUCUUUCGGACAACAACAAGGAGGUGACUUCAGCACACUUUCAAGAGGAUUAUACUGACCACCCUGACAGAUUUAAUUUUAGAGCACAGAUUCUUUGCAAUGAGGGUUUUCAUGAUGGCUCGCACUACUGGGAGGUGGAGUAUGGUGGGAGCUGCUGGGUCUGCAUUGCUGUGUCUUACAUCCGCAUCCCCAGGAAAGGAAAGAGGGGCCCUCUUUUUGGCAAAAAUAAUUGCUCCUGGGGAUUACGUUGCCAAGCUGGUUCAUAUGUUUUCUGGUAUAAUAACAGAAAUAUAUCACUUAAAUAUGAUCAACAUUGCUCCAGAAUAGGAGUGUACCUAGAUUAUGGUGCUGGUAUUCUUGAGUUUUACAAUGUCUUAGACAAUAUGAGCCUCAUUCACAAGGUCCAAACUAAUUUCAAAGAGCCAGUAUAUGCAGGGUUUGGGCUAGCUGGGAAAGGUACUUACAUCAAGAUCUGGGAUUUAGAUGUAAAGUAG
This is a messenger RNA of Trichomycterus rosablanca, 1446 nucleotides long. Its product is annotated as tripartite motif-containing protein 16-like. The coding region runs from base 1 to 1446 and encodes 481 amino acids. Gene Ontology annotation, molecular function: zinc ion binding; protein binding. The record is from RefSeq and is a predicted model, not a curated record. The transcript has 6 exons. NCBI's taxonomy places the organism in Eukaryota, Metazoa, Chordata, Actinopteri, Siluriformes, Trichomycteridae.